Didymella exigua CBS 183.55 is the source of this 490-nucleotide messenger RNA. RefSeq lists its product as uncharacterized. The transcript has 2 exons. Gene Ontology annotation, molecular function: structural constituent of ribosome. The record is from RefSeq and is a predicted model, not a curated record. Lineage: Eukaryota; Fungi; Ascomycota; Dothideomycetes; Pleosporales; Didymellaceae. Gene Ontology annotation, biological process: translation. Gene Ontology annotation, cellular component: ribosome; mitochondrial large ribosomal subunit. The coding region runs from base 95 to 457 and encodes 120 amino acids.
GUUUUCCUCGGAGGUGCUUUGAGCACACCGCACCUCACCGCACUGACUGCACCACACCGCACCGCUGCAUCGUCGCACGCCGGAAAGACCAGCGAUGAACGCCCUUCGCUGCCUGCGCGGCCUCGCGCCCGCGCCCCUCAAGCUCCGCAACAUGUCCCUCCUCACCGCGCGCCGCCCGCUGCUCCCAUCCUGCUCGCCAUCCACGCUCGCGCCUGGCGCUCUAUCAUCAGCCGCCCCCUCGACACCAUGCUCGGCGACGCUAGACGUGAUGGCCAAGAUUUCGGCCUCGCCGGCCUUUGCGGGCACGCAGAUUCGCUGCGGACCGCGCGAUACGUACAACCCCUCGCAUAUUGUGCGGAAGCGCCGACAUGGCUUUCUGAGCCGGUUGAGGACGAAGAAGGGGCGGAAGUUGUUGAUGCGCAGACUGGUCAAGGGACGGGGGAAUCUCAGCCACUAGAAGAGGGGGUGCUGCUGGACGGAGGAAUCGAGU